Molecule: messenger RNA, 1546 nt
Organism: Myotis myotis
Lineage: Eukaryota; Metazoa; Chordata; Mammalia; Chiroptera; Vespertilionidae
Gene: ALG2
Product: ALG2 alpha-1,3/1,6-mannosyltransferase
Exons: 2
Coding region: 79-1326 (415 amino acids)
Molecular function (GO): alpha-1,3-mannosyltransferase activity; GDP-Man:Man(1)GlcNAc(2)-PP-Dol alpha-1,3-mannosyltransferase activity
Source: RefSeq, a predicted model, not a curated record
GUCAGCCCCGCUGAGGCCCCCGGGUGCCCUCGGGAGGAGCAGGCGCGCCGGUGCCGAAGGGUGCGGGACACCCGGGCCAUGGCAGAGGAGCGGGCUCGGGAUGAGUUGGCUCCCAAGCCGUCCGUGCUGUUUCUGCACCCAGACCUGGGCGUGGGCGGCGCCGAGCGGCUGGUGCUGGACGCGGCGCUGGCACUGCAGGCGCGCGGAUGUAGGGUGACGAUCUGGACGGCGCACUACGACCCUGGCCACUGCUUCGCCGAGAGCCGCGAACUGCCGGUCCGCUGCGCGGGGGACUGGCUGCCGCGCAGCCUGGGCUGGGGCGGCCGCGGCGCCGCGGUCUGUGCCUACGUGCGCAUGAUCUUCCUGGCGCUCUACGUGCUGUUCCUCGGCGACGAGGUGUUCGACGUGGUCGUGUGCGACCAGGUGUCUGCCUGUAUCCCCGUGUUCAAGCUGGCCAGACGGCGUAAGAAGAUCUUGUUUUAUUGUCACUUCCCAGAUCUGCUUCUUACCAAGAGGGAUUCUUUUCUUAAACGUCUAUACAGGGCCCCGAUUGACUGGGUAGAAGAAUACACCACAGGUAUGGCUGACUGCAUCUUGGUCAACAGUCAGUUCACAGCUGCCAUAUUUAAGAAAACGUUUAAGUCCCUGUCUCACAGAGACCCCGAUGUCCUCUACCCAUCUCUGAACGUUACCAGCUUUGAUUCAGCUGUCCCUGAAAAGCUUGAUGAUCUAGUCCCCGAGGGAAAAAAGUUCCUGUUCCUUUCCAUCAACAGGUACGAAAGGAAGAAAAACCUGACUUUGGCGCUGGAAGCCCUAGUAAAACUGCGUGGAAGAUUGACAUCCCAAGAUUGGGACAAGGUUCAUCUGAUUAUGGCUGGUGGGUAUGACGAGAGAGUCCUGGAGAACGUGGAACACUAUCAGGAACUGAAGAAAAUGGCCCAGCAGUUUGACCUUGACCAGUCUGUGACCUUCCUGCGGUCUUUCUCGGACAAACAGAAAAUCUCACUCCUCCACGGCUGCACAUGUGUGAUUUACACACCAAGCAAUGAACACUUUGGCAUUGUCCCUGUGGAGGCCAUGUACAUGCAGUGCCCAGUCGUUGCUGUUAAUUCAGGUGGGCCCUUGGAGUCCAUUGUCCACAGUGUCACAGGGUUUCUGUGUGAGCCUGACCCCAUGCAAUUCUCAGAAGCAAUAGAAAAGUUCAUCCAUGAACCUUCCUUAAAAGUCACAAUGGGACUGGCUGGCAGAGCCAGGGUGAAGGAAAAGUUUUCCUCUGAAGCAUUUACAGAACAGCUCUACCAGUAUGUCACCAAACUGCUGGUAUGAUCAGAUAUAUUAAAGGUCUUUUUGCUACAUUCAUUAAUAUAUUAUAUAGAAUGUAGAUCCAGUUUGGGAACCGUAAAAGAAACCUAGAAUCUAGUGCUGAAGAGUUGUUUUUUUAACACAUUUGAUUUUUGAAUCUGAGCCAUCUUCCUGUUUCAUAAACCAAUAUCUUUUAUGCUAUAAUAAUUCUGUCUUAUCAGUGUUAAUUAAAAUGUGAUACGAU